AUGAACAUUUUAAUUUUACUAUUCAUUGGAUUUUCAUUAUCAAAACAAUGUAAUGACUAUAAACAAGGGUAUGAAAUAGAUACAGUUGAUAGUGCAUUUGAAUGUAUUGAAUCAAUUAAAACAACAGAAAAAGAAAACAGUGAUAUUAUUAAUGGAUUAAAAUAUUAUUUAGAAUCAUAUGUUUUUAAAGAUAUAUUAAAGAAUCCACCACAACCAGCAUUCUCAGAUGAUUAUUAUAAUAAAAUUGAUAUUGAUUCAGAAUUAAAUAAAAUAAAUGUAAGAACAACAAGUAUGUAUGAUUUCUAUUCUCAAAUUAAAAACUUUAUUGUUUCAACAAGAGAUUCUCAUUUAAGUUUUGGUGUGGAUUAUACUGUUUAUAAACCAAAUUUAAUCCUAAAGGUAUUAGGCAGUUUCCUUCCAUUUUCAAUAUACAUUAAUGAUGAUAAGAAAAUGUAUUUACAUCAAAGAAGCACGACUGGUGGUAUUUCUGUUGAUGUUCCACAAGAAGUGAUUAAUAAUGAAAAUGUAGCAGUUAAAACAAUUAAUGGAGAAGAUCCAUUUGAUAUUAUUCGGAAAUUUGGAAAGAAAUACAUAGGAUUUAAAUCUCCACAUGCACAAUUUGAAAAAGCAUGUUCAACAUUUGUUUUUGCCAUAUUAGAAGAAAUACCAUUAACAAAAGAAUAUUUAAAUACACCAAUAACUAUUAUAUGGGAAAAUGGAGAAAGUGUAAGUGUUACAUAUUCUAUAUUAAAGCUACCAUUAUCGAGUAUAUCAAUGAAAAGACCACUUCAGAUGAAGCAACUUAAACAAAGAUUUGAGCCAAGGAUAACAUUAGAAGAAAUAAAAUCCGAAAAUGAAAUGAUUAAAAGAAUGAAAAGAGAAGAAGGAAUAAACCAAUAUUAUGCUUCAAAGGAUGAUAGUGUAUAUUGUUCUUCUUCAAGUAAUAUUAAUAAACUUGAAAUUUUUUCAUUUAAUCCUGAAAGUAGCUAUAUAAAAUCAUAUGAAGAAACAAUUUCAAAAUGUAUUGAUUUAUUUGAUUCUAAUGAUUAUCCAAUUCAAGUAGUAUUCUCAACGAAUGAAGAAGAAAAUGUAAUUUAUUCACAGUGGAUAGAAAAGAUAUUAUCACCAUAUGAUGAUGUUGAUAUGAUUGUUUCUGGGAGAAUAUCAAAUUUUACAGAAAGUGUAAUGAAAAGAGAAUAUGGAAAUAUUUUAGAUGACCCACACAUAUGUAAAGUAAGAGAAAGGUAUGUAAGUCCAGAAGUACUUGGAGAAUGGUAUACAAAUCCAAAUAUUAUUAAGUAUGAUGAUGUUGAACAUAAAGUUUCACAACCUUCGGUUAUGAAAUGGGAACCAAUGAAAUUAAUGAGAAAACCAAGAAAACCAACAGC
Entamoeba histolytica HM-1:IMSS is the source of this 1388-nucleotide messenger RNA. RefSeq lists its product as uncharacterized. The annotation marks the transcript as partial. The record is from RefSeq and is a predicted model, not a curated record. The transcript has a single exon. NCBI's taxonomy places the organism in Eukaryota, Evosea, Mastigamoebida, Endamoebidae.